AUGGCCGACAGAUACUCGUUCUCGCUCACGACCUUCUCACCGAGUGGGAAGCUGGUGCAGAUUGAAUAUGCUCUGAAUGCAGUCAACCAAGGCGUCACAUCGUUAGGCAUAAAAGCGACCAACGGCAUAGUCCUUGCAACAGAGAAGAAGUCCUCCUCACCUCUUAUCGAUGCUCCGUCACUAUCCAAGAUCUCGCUGGUAACACCCAAUAUCGGCAUGGUCUACAGUGGUAUGGGUCCUGAUUACAGGGUACUCGUUGACAAAGCCCGCAAAGUGUCACAUACGAAUUACAAGCGCAUCUACAACGAAUACCCUCCAACACGAAUCCUUGUUCAAGAUGUAGCACGAGUCAUGCAGGAAGCCACACAGUCUGGUGGUGUAAGACCGUACGGUGUGAGUCUGCUGAUUGCAGGUUGGGACGAUGGCAUCGAACCGGAAAGCGAAGAGGCUAAAGCUGAGGACGCGGAAACAGAAGAAGGCAAAAAGCUAGCUGCAUCGCGUCGAACUGGUGGUAUUCAGAAGGGUGGUCCAAGUUUGUACCAGGUCGAUCCAAGUGGCAGUUACUUUCCGUGGAAGGCGACUGCGAUUGGAAAGGGCGCCACAAGCGCGAAGACUUUCUUGGAGAAGAGAUAUACACAAGAGUUGGAGUUGCAGGAUGCCAUACAUAUUGCUCUGCUGACCUUGAAGGAGACGAUAGAAGGUGAGAUGAAUGGUGACACAGUCGAGAUCGGUAUCGUUGGUGACCCAGCAAAUCAUCUGCUAGGAUUCGAGGGUGUGGAAGGCGCCGUCGGUCCACGUUUCAGGAAGCUGACCAAGGAAGAGAUCGAGGACUAUCUGACGAAUCUAUGA
Molecule: messenger RNA, 849 nt
Organism: Lithohypha guttulata
Lineage: Eukaryota; Fungi; Ascomycota; Eurotiomycetes; Chaetothyriales; Trichomeriaceae
Gene: PRE8
Product: Proteasome subunit alpha type-2
Exons: 2
Coding region: 1-849 (282 amino acids)
Biological process (GO): ubiquitin-dependent protein catabolic process; proteasomal protein catabolic process
Cellular component (GO): proteasome core complex, alpha-subunit complex; proteasome core complex
Source: RefSeq, a predicted model, not a curated record